Molecule: messenger RNA, 1404 nt
Organism: Geosmithia morbida
Lineage: Eukaryota; Fungi; Ascomycota; Sordariomycetes; Hypocreales; Bionectriaceae
Product: CUE protein
Exons: 4
Coding region: 1-1404 (467 amino acids)
Biological process (GO): ubiquitin-dependent protein catabolic process
Cellular component (GO): cytoplasm
Molecular function (GO): ubiquitin conjugating enzyme binding; ubiquitin binding
Source: RefSeq, a predicted model, not a curated record
AUGGCCGGCUCGGUUGAAACGCCAACAAAGGUCACGGCAGACAGCGGCGCUGAAUCGCCCACGACUGCCAGACCGUUCGAAAUGGAUGACGAUGAUGUCCAGGAGACCAGCGUGAUUGGCAGUGGCUCCGAGGCCGCCGAGGCUACUGCUCCUGCUUCCGCUCCUGCUCCCGCCGCUGCCGCCGCCGCCAACGCGACAACGUCGACGACGGCUACGACUCCGCCUGCGGCCUCUGCUGGCCCAGCCGCUGCCGCUACGGCCACGUCGCCUAAGCCAGCGUCCAUCGAGGCCGGUGACGAUGAGGUGCCCCCUUCCAAGCCCCCCCGGCCACCGACCGAGGCUCAGAAGAACGAGAUGAUACUCAAGGAGGCCUUUCCCGGCGUGGACGCGCCCGUCAUCAAGGCUGUCAUAUCUGCCAGCGGGGGUAACGUGGAGCGUGCCUUCAAUGCCCUUCUCCAAAUGACCGACCCCGAGGCAGCCAACAAUGAGCCCCAGCAGGAGCAAACAGACGUGCCGCCGCCGCGCCCUCCCCGCCCCCAGGGACGUGCGGAAAUGUCCCAGCUCGAGGCCGACGAACUGUAUGCGCGCCAGCUGGCAGAGCAGUACGACAACCAGGCGGGCGCGUACGAGGCGCGCACGGCAGCGGCGAACCAGCGGCACCGUGAGGGCGUGCGAGCGGGCCACCGGCGUCAGGCGUCCAGCUACGACGACGACGGCGACAGGGAGUACAGCUUCAUCGAGGACGAGCUCCCCGUCAUUCGGGACCAGCUCCGUCAGGGUUUCGUCGAGACGCAGACAAAGGUUAACGGGUGGAUCAGCACGCUGAAGAAGCGUAUCGAGGAGUCGUUUGACGAGAGCGAGGACCCGCACCACCAGCAGGAGCACGGGCAGCAGGGGAGGUACCGCCACGGCGGGGAGCCAUCCAACAGGAGGAGCGGAGACUAUGAUGCCGAUCCGCAGGUAUUGGGGGAUGACUUUGCGGGUAUACGCCUGUCGGCUGAUGGGAGACCGUACCGCCACCCGUCGACAUCGCCCCGGUCCAACUCGGGACGCAGGGUCGGAUUCAAGGACGAGCCCGAGGAAAUCAACAUGUAUGAGAGGUCGCCGCCCGUACCGCCCAAGGACUCUUCGGCCACGGCGGGCGGCGCCAAGGCGAGCAAGUGGCAGCCUCUGUCGUCGGUCGAGCCCCACCCCAUUGGGGAUAACGACCCUUUCAGCCUGGGCGACAGUGACGACGAAAAGGACAACAGCACUACCACCAAGGACGCCGCGACCAAGGACGUCAGCAGCGCGGCUGCCAAGGAUUCGGAUAACAUCGAGAGGCUGAAGAAGGCCGCUGCCGAGGCCAUGUCGGACAAUCUCGUUGACGAUGGCGACAAGACCAAGGCCAAGACGGACAACUAG